GGCGACGCUCUCCAUGGACGGCAGACAGUCAGCACGGCACUCGACGAACGCCGUUUCUCGUCCACCGCUCGCAGAAACCGCGUCGAUAACAGGGGACCCGUCCCCUGGGCAGCCAGAUGUCCUGAUCGACGCUCGAGGAACGAUCGGCCGUGUCUUCGUCGAAGUUAGCCCGAGUGUCUUUGAUCGGCAGCACGCGUCCUGGCCUCGAGGAUGCUGCGUUCCACUGUGGACAGCAACGUGGCGAACCGCGGAAGGGACUUCCUAGACGGAUUCUGGGUUACGGAGACUGCGGUGUUGAUAGUUUAGGGUAUACAGUGGAAGCCUUCGGCUCCGAUCGGUUGGAAGCUGAACGAAGGUUGCUGUUUCUACCUGGUUACUUGGUCUACCAUCGAUCUGGACCUCUUCGAAUGAUCGACUUGACUCGUCGACGCAAUCGUCCGAGCGUCGUGCAGUGAUCUUCCGGAAGCAUUGAUGAGUCUAAGCUCACGGGUGAACGGUGGAGCUAAAGGAUGACACGGAGAACGGAUCGAAGGAAGACUGUUGAUCGGUGCUAAUCGAGUGACCGAUUUGGAUCUUCUACCUGAUCGUCUUGCCUAACGAGUGUGUCUUUCGGAGGAGGUAUCGGCGAGCAACCUGCUCGCGGAGUGUUCAGCCGUGUGCCGCACUGUAGUUUCGAGCAAGGAGGCUUCCUGGAGGGAUUUACCGAGGGUUUCGGGAUUCUCGGCCGAGGAAAAGCUCCGGGCCGGCUUGAUAUGCAUUCCGAGAGGACGCUGGAGAGUUGAGAGCGCUGCCACGGCACGGGACGGUAGGAGCGAGCGUUGCUUAGGCUUGCCACCGCACCAGAUGGACGAGGCUCGAGGGAGGAUUGUAGAACGAUAGGAGGCGACCGGUUGCGGCUGCAGCUGCGGCGUCGGUCGCUGCACCUGCAGCUGCAGCUGCGGCGACGGCGACGGCGGCGACGCUGCCGGUAGCAGCGGUUCGAUCGGACGGCGUAACGAUGCAGAGCACCGGCGACUACUAUCAGAGAGCGAGAUGUUGUCCGGGAAGGAACGCGAACGCGAACGCCGAGGCGCUGCGCAUCAGCACGACCGUCAGGGGCGCGGAGUUGCUCUGCUGUUGCUGCAGCUGCAGCACCUCGACCUCGACCAAAACGCCAGGCCUCCUGGCCAGCCUCGGGGUCUGCGUCCUCGUCUUGGGGUACACGCUGCUAGGGGCUUUCGCGUUCAUGGCGCUGGAGGGCGGCCUCAAGUCGGAUUCGAACGAUCUGCUCGUUGCCGGUGGCUCAAAGUCCGACGGUGGGUCUAACGUGGUGCCCAGCCUGGAAGAUGAUUCAGCCGCCAUGGAGCUCAGGGCACGCACCGUAGAGAGGCUUUGGAGCAUCACGGAGGAUUUGAACGUGCUGUACAAGGAGAAUUGGACUCGAUUAGCAGCGAGAGAGGUGUUCGAGUUUCAGGAGAACCUGGCGCGUGGCAUUAGACGGACUUCCUCGCAAUACGAACCGGUUGGCUCUCGCUCCAGGGAUCAUCCUAUGGACAGGAGGUCGCAUCGUCGGUGGACAUUCAGCGGCAGUCUCUUGUAUUCGCUGACGCUCAUCACCACAAUCGGGUACGGCAGCGUAGCGCCGCGUACGAUCUGGGGUCGUCUAAUCACGAUAGUGUACGCGCUGGCCGGGAUUCCCCUGAUGCUAGUCUAUCUGAGCACAGUGGGCGACGUGCUCGCGAGAAGCUUCCGUCGUUUGUACGGCCGGCUCUGCAGGCCCCGGAACUGCACGAGGAAGCAGCAACCGCCCCCACCCCCACCCCCGGUCGGCGGUAUCAUGAGCAAGACCUAUAGAUACGACAACCACGUUGACACAAAAUCCGGCAACUAUUACUCGGCCAGCAGAGAGAGUUCUUGCGACGAUCUGGGGACGCGCGGCACUAGCAGCGCCAUCUUGCUCGAUUGUGGAAGCGAGGGGUUGCUCCACGCUACCACCAGCUCUACCGCUGCUCUCCAGGACGUGUCGUCCGGAAACAGCAAACGUCACUUCCACCCGUGCUCGUUGUCUCUGUCGACGACCUCGUCGCCCGGUUACAUGGUAGAGACGAACGCGGUCAGGAUACCGAUAAGCCUUUGCCUGGUGAUCAUGCUGAUCUACAUAUGCGGCGGCGCGGUAAUGUUCAACCGGCUCGAGGGGUGGAGCCUCCUAGAAGGCGGUUACUUCUGCUUCACUAGCCUGGGCACUAUUGGGUUCGGCGACCUGAUGCCGGUCGGAAGAAACGCGGCGACAGCGACGCUGGAGGAGCUCAGCUUGUGCGCCUGCUCCCUCUACAUACUCGCCGGGAUGGGCCUGAUCGCCAUGUGCUUCAACCUCGUCCAGGAGGAGGUGGUACGCGUGGUCAGGGUCUUCGGUAGAACCUGCGGCAUGUCGUCCGGGGUGGUGGUCGGACCAAUCGGUGGUACAGGUAUCCCUGAUGCAGGCAUUCGACGGGGAACCGCUAGAUCAUUCCGGCCGAAUAAUCCCCUGGUUCUUUGUAGCGUUAAUACCGUGACAUUUUUUUCGCCCAACAGUGGUACCGUUACUUAACCUCUUAGGCACGGCUGAAUUUUACGCGGGCCUGUUUCUCUGUACGGCGGAGUACAUUGGAAUUAAGUUUUUCAUGAUUAAAUUAUCAUUUUUCUUAAAGAUGUGAUAUACAUAAUUUAACUUUAACUAUUUACUUUAUUAGUUUAAUAGUUACUUUAAUAUUUACUUUAAUAGUUUAAUAGUUACUUCAAUAUUUACUUUAAUAGUUAGUAAUACAAUUGGGUAUGAUACAUGAUAGAUUGGUAGCGACGGAACCACUAUGGUGGCGCGUCGUUCAGAAAGAUGGCGUCCGCGGAAGCCACUAUAAUGGCGCGUCGUGCCUAAGAGGUUAACACGUUCAACCCGGCGCAUUUUCUCGAAGUCUCUUCGGCGUACACGAAAUUAUAAGUUGUUUGUUCAUCUGGCAGCGCUUGUUUACUUCAGAUGGAUCAAAAGUGUGGACCACCGGUGGUUCACGCUGGGUUGAACGUGUUAACUUGCGCUGGAAAUGAAUUCAGAAAUUUGGCAAAGUCUGCGAUGAAUUUUGUUUUUACGUAUUUCACACUGAUGUUUACACUUAUUCUGUUUGUUAACCCUUUGCGGACGAAUUUCGACUUUUCGAUCAGAUGAAAUGUUCAUAUUUGUAAUACUAAGUUGACGAAUAACUUAACACUAGAACUACCGAGCAUUUAAUACGAUUAAUAUGCAAU
This is a messenger RNA of Nomia melanderi (Alkali bee), 3255 nucleotides long. Its product is annotated as TWiK family of potassium channels protein 18. Gene Ontology annotation, molecular function: potassium ion leak channel activity; outward rectifier potassium channel activity. Gene Ontology annotation, biological process: potassium ion transmembrane transport; stabilization of membrane potential. Lineage: Eukaryota; Metazoa; Arthropoda; Insecta; Hymenoptera; Halictidae. The record is from RefSeq and is a predicted model, not a curated record. Gene Ontology annotation, cellular component: plasma membrane.